GCCAGGCACCUCUAAGGACUGUUUGGGGACCGCAAUAAUACCAUAAAAGAAGAAAAUACUUCGUUUGGAAAGAACAAUCAAUCAUAAGGCUUGGCGCUGCAGGGAUGUCGGGCCUAAAGCUGAUCUCUGCAACUGACACCCGGUAUUCAGGAAUGGUGCUGAAGUCGAUGAAUAGACAGCGAAAUAAUGGAUUGUUCUGUGAUGUCACCAUAAUUAUACAGGACCGAAAAUUUAGAGCACACAAAAACAUCUUGUCCGCGUCAAGUACUUAUUUCCACCAACUCUUCUCAGUGGCUGGACAGGUGAUCGAGUUGAAUUUCAUCAAGGCGGAAAUCUUUGAGGAAAUCCUGAAUUACAUUUACAGUUCCAAAAUUGUCCGCAUUCGCUCCGACAUGCUCAAUGAGCUUAUCAAUGCUGGGCAGGUGUUGGGCGUGAAGUUCAUUGCGAAUCUAGGCGUACCGCUCUCACAAGUCAAGGGCCUACCUGGCCUGUCCAAAGACACAGAACACAAUGAAGUAAGCUCUGUGGAGAAAAGCAGUACAGACUCAAUGGGGAUGAUGCCUAUUGUCACCGAGUCCUUUUCACUGUCUGCAGAGGAGUUCAGUCAAACUGACAAAAGUGCAAACAAGGAUCAGGACUCGGACGAUGACGACAUUAUGUUUGUAUCCAAAACGGACGCCACCAAGAAAUGCAAGCCCUGCGAAAUCAUCGAUUUGGAUGGACCCAAUACAGAGGAAGACUCUGUGACAAAGCAACCGGGAGAGGCCAGGCCCGCUUUGACAAAGGACCAAGAGAAAACAGUCAAAGCAGCCCCGCACCUCAACAGCUCCUUGCAGACCUUGCAAGGCCAAACUCCUCUGAUCAGACCCAUGGUGUCCCCUGACACAAGCUCAAAUAUUGCGUCUUCACCCACUGGAGCCUCCUCUUGCAGCACACCCACUACGCCGGCUAGAAUUGGCACUUUCACCCCCGAACCCAUCAGCACCUCCCUGCCCUCAGAAAACCACAAGAUAAUAGGAAUCCACAAGAAGCAGGUUACACUAGCUCGACAGAGUGACUUAAAAAUCAAGCUCUCGGCCCUUAAGUCACCUGGCGGAUUCAUCAACGAGGCAGGCCUCAACAUUCCCCAAAUAUCCGUCACCACAAAAAAGACGAUAACACUAGAUAAAGCCUCAGAGAUCGACUCGUUUUCUCCAGGCUGCAAGGUGUAUGCCAAUAUUGGGGAAAACACAUAUGACAUUGUCCCCAUGAAGGACGACCCCGGGGAGGGAGACUCUAAAAACAGUAGAGGGGGAAAGAGGUCUCUGAUGGGUACCCCUCUUCAACCUUUCAACACCUCUCAACUGCCACCGGGUGCCACAAUCAAGAAGACCAAAACAGAGCAGCAAGAUCACUACGAGCUCAUCAUGGACGGGAAGACUUUCUUUGUGUGCAUGGUCUGCAAGCGUCCCUACGUGUGCUUGACGAGCCUCCGGCGCCACUUCAACACCCACUCCUGGGAGAAGAAGUACCCGUGCCACUACUGUGACAAGGUGUUUGCUCUGGCCGAGUAUCGGACCAAACACGAGAUCUACCACACAGGCGAGCGGAGGUACCAGUGCCUGCUGUGCAACGAGAUGUUAAUCAACUACCAGCUACUGUCGACUCACUGCAAACAGGCCCACAACCAGGACCCAUCCGGGAGGAAACAAAAGGACGACACCGACAACAACUUGUACCGCCUGCUCCCUUGCAAAACGGUGCAGUUCAAGACCUACUCACAUGAGACAGACGAUUCAGAUUCACGAGGGGUCCCUAUUAUCCAAGAGGAUGGGAGCGUCCAGCACAUUAACCCUGGAAGGGGGCACCUGGCCAACCCACUACAGUUACAGUCCACCCAGGGCAAGAUGUUGAACUGGGAUGACAUCUUUGUGGAGCCUGAGGCACAGCCUGGAUCAGGUGCCCACCGGCCAGGGAGCCACCCUAUCCAAUCUCCCCCAGGCUCUUCUGAGUUUGAGUUUGUCAUACCAGAGACGUACUGAGCAGGGUGGCUCACCGCUCUGUGAUCUAUGCCUUGUCAGUGGGUCCCCGUAUUUGAAUUUUGUUUCCUGGAUCCACGUCGAAUGUUGUCUUUUUCAAAUGUUCAACAGUUGUUUUAGCUAAACUGAGCUAAACUGUACAAAAAUAUAAACAUACAACAAUUUCAAAUGUUGUACUGAGUUACAGUUCAUAUAAGGAAAUCAAUCAAUUGAAAUAAAUUCAUUAGGCUCUAAUCUAUGGAUUUCACAUGACUGGGCAGGGCCAGUCAUGGGUGGGCCUGGGAGGGCAUAGGCCCACCCACUGGGGAGCCAAGACCAGCCAAUCAAAAAGUUUUUAUUACAAACGGAAAUAUUCCUCAGCACCCUGUGACCACCCCCACCUCGCCCCCAUUCAGAUGAUCUGGCAGGUGAAGAAGCUGGAUGUGGAGGUCCUGGGCCGGCGUGGUUACACGUGGUCUGCGGUUGUGAGGCCAGUUGUACGUACUGCCAAAUUCUCUAAAACGACAUUGGUGGCGGCUUAUGG
Molecule: messenger RNA, 2541 nt
Organism: Oncorhynchus tshawytscha (Chinook salmon)
Lineage: Eukaryota; Metazoa; Chordata; Actinopteri; Salmoniformes; Salmonidae
Product: transcriptional regulator Kaiso
Biological process (GO): regulation of transcription by RNA polymerase II
Molecular function (GO): DNA-binding transcription factor activity, RNA polymerase II-specific; RNA polymerase II cis-regulatory region sequence-specific DNA binding; protein binding
Source: RefSeq, a predicted model, not a curated record